Messenger RNA from Osmerus eperlanus (European smelt), 3989 nucleotides. RefSeq names its product SAM pointed domain-containing Ets transcription factor. The transcript has 7 exons. Gene Ontology annotation, cellular component: nucleus. Gene Ontology annotation, molecular function: sequence-specific DNA binding; DNA-binding transcription factor activity, RNA polymerase II-specific. The record is from RefSeq and is a predicted model, not a curated record. Gene Ontology annotation, biological process: cell differentiation; regulation of transcription by RNA polymerase II. The coding region runs from base 560 to 1810 and encodes 416 amino acids. NCBI's taxonomy places the organism in Eukaryota, Metazoa, Chordata, Actinopteri, Osmeriformes, Osmeridae.
UCUCACUCACUCCCUCUGACACAGUCCACACCCUAGGCAGGUGCCCUGUCACAGAGAGAGCUGGAGAGUUUGAGCUGUGCUUCCCAGCCCUGUUAGCAACACCUGUACCACCGUCUGAGAGAGAGGCAGAGCCAGGACAGAGGCAGAGAGAUAGAGGCAGCGAGAAAGAGGCAGCAAGAGAGAGACAGGCAGAGACAGAGACAGGCAGAGAGCGAGAGAGACAGAGAGAGAGACAGGCAGAGAGAGAGACAGGGACAGAGAGAGAGAGAAACAGAGAGAGAGACUAUCUGCCUCAGGACCCAGGCUAAGGAUUUCUCUGUUGUCAGGGAGACAGACACCUACCCUUCCUGCUGCUUGCAGCAUCUCCUGAACCAUCUCCAGGACCAGGACCUCUAGCAGACACCAGGACCAGGCUGCAGAUCAACCCCACCUGACAGCAGCCGGACCUGGGUUCACCAGGGUUCACCAGGGACCCUGCCUGUCCUGGAACCAAAGGAACAUCAUCCAGGUCGUCUCCUCACCCCUGUCAGGGAGCGACACCACUGCCCAGGACCCAGCCAUGUCUCAGCCAGGGAGAGACCACCCAGGGAGCCCAGCCUACCCCCCACCCCGCCUGGGCGUGCCCGUGUCCGAGAGCCCCCUUCCGGCUGGAGGAGAGGCCUGGGAGGCUGAGGACACCAAGCCCUGCAUGGAGGCCAUGGACCGUGGCCUCCCCCCUGGCCUCCCCGGCCUCUACCUCUCCUGCAUCGACAUGCUCCUCACCGAGGACUCCGCCUGGCUGGUGAAGGUCAGCGAGGCUGUGCCCGCGUUGGCUGUCCCCCUGAGCAGGGGGGGACCGGAGCAGUGCCCGGUCAUUGACAGCCAGGGCCUGGGGUUGUCCCCCGGGCUUGAGGCCCUGCAGGGCCCGGAGGAGGAGCGCUCCCUGGAGCAGGUGCAGAGUCUGGUGGUCGGGGAGGUGCUGAAGGAUGUGGAGACGGCAUGCAAACUGCUCAAUAUUACCCCAGACCCUGCAGAGUGGAACUGUGGGAAUGUGCAGAAGUGGCUCCUGUGGACGGAGCACCUGUACCGGCUCCCCCAGGCUGGCAGGGCCUUCCAGGAGCUCACGGGGAGGGACCUGUGUGCCAUGAGCGAGGAGGACUUCCGUCAGCGCUCGCCCCAGUGUGGGGACACCCUCCACGCCCACCUGGACAUCUGGAAGUCAGCUGCUUGGAUGAAGGAGCGGUGUUCAGUUGGAGAAGCCAAACUGACCGGUACGACUUUCACUUUUUUUUUUACUUUUCAUUCUCAUGUCCACCCAGCUGAAUCCUCAACCACAGCUUUUGCCCUGUGUUUGUGUCCCUGUGUGUGUGUGUGUGUGUGCGGUGAGGACCUGUGGUCCGAGGCAGACUCCUCCUGUACGGGACAGCCCAUCCACCUGUGGCAGUUCCUCCGAGAGCUGCUGCUCAAGCCCCACAACUACGGACGCUGCAUCCGCUGGGUCAACAAGGAGAAAGGCAUCUUCAAGAUCGAGGACUCUGGCCAUGUGGCCCGGCUGUGGGGCCUGAGGAAGAACCGUCCGGCCAUGAACUACGACAAGCUGAGCCGCUCCAUACGACAGUACUACAAGAAGGGCAUCAUCCGCAAGCCAGACGUCUCCCAGAGGCUCGUCUACCAGUUCGUUCACCCGGUGAGGAGGAGGAGGAGGAGGAGGAGGAGACAGAGAUCCCUUCAUACCUGUAGGAGGAGGAAGAGGAGGAGGAGAGAGAGAUCCCUUCAUACCGGGUGUGGAGGAAGAAAGGGAAAGAUAGGAGGAGGAGAGAUGCCUGUGUAGGAGAUGAGAGGUAGCUGAAGUCACACCUUGUACUUGAACACCCACGCUGCCGUGAGUAGGACGAGGUUGGAAGGGGAAAAAGAACAGACUUGAACAAGUGCACUGACAAGCCUCCGUGUAAACAACCUCCCCUCACCGCCUGCAGCGAGGAGGGCUAGGAGGUAUCUCCCCUCACCGCCUGCAGCGAGGAGGGCUAGGAGGUAUCUCCCCUCACCGCCUGCAGCGAGGAGGGCUAAGGCUUCUCAGGAUCACCAACAGUUCGCCCCGCCCACGCUCAGCGGAGAAGGUGGAGGACGUUUUUUCGUUUUUUUUUUUCAAAACAGAAUGUGAUCAAGGCGUUGACUUUUCAACAACAUAUAAAUUCAAGAGAAACUGAACUGCCUUUUCCGUUUGCACGCUCUGCCUGUCCUUGUCUGUCAUGUCAUAUCAAAUGAUCUUAUCUUAUUUUCGUUUGCCAUAAAGCCAAAAGGUUAGUGUAUCUUAAUGAACGUAUGUUUUCGGUGUUCAUUUGUUUGUGUGUGAAUGGUUUUCUUAACCUAAACCAUUUAUCUUCAUUUUACAGGAUACAUUGUUUGUCAAAACAAUGUCAAAAGUGUGUGUUGUUUGGGUGUGUGCGUGUGUGUUUGCGUGUGUGCGUGUGUGUGUGCGUGCGUGCGUGUGUGCGUGCGUGUGUGUGUGUGCGUGUGUGUGUGUGUGUGUAUGUGUGUGUGUGUGUCUGAGUGUGCGUGUGUGUGCGUGUGUGUGUGAGUGUGUGUGUGUGUGAGUGCGUGUGUGCGUGUAUGUGUGUGUGAGUGUGUGAGUGUGUGUGUGCGUGUCUGUGUGUGUGUGUGUGUGAGUGUGUGUGUGUGUUUGUGUGUGCGUGUCUGAGUGUUCACCCUGGGUUUGGCUUUGGCUUUCUCCCAGCGAGGCAAACAGUCAGGCAUUAAUCACACACUUCUGAUCUCCACGCUGCAACAAUGCAGACCGAGAAGUUCAGCACUUCUUUGAACCUGAAAUAGAGACUAAAGCUUCACCCAGGGCGCUAUGUGAACGGAAGAGAAAAUGUUUAAACAGGGGUCUAACUAUUAUUCAGUAUUUUUCCACAGUAACCCACAUAACAUAUAUGUCAAUUAUCAAAAACAUUAUCUCAAAAAUGUCAUGGCGCCUUGUGUUUUUUGUGGUACACAGUGCACUGAGACUGCAAACCUACAAUGACCAGCAGACAAUGACUGAAGGAACAACACCUAGUUAAAUCAUUAAUGUUUUACUACUCAACACAAUGGAGUUAGCGGUCAAGCCUUCUCCGUGAGAGAGGUGUGAAGAAUUGCUGUGUCAUGUGACCCACCUAUAAGAGCGUGGGGAGGAACUACUGGCCUAGUGUUGUGUUACGUUCUGAUCACCUCAAGUGUUUACAUUCUGCGUGCUCUAUGUUGGUGUGGAGCCUGUCUAACUCUUACCUGCUGUAUUCCAGGCAGCAACAGAGAAUAUAAGCUGACAGAUAAUGUUACCAGAUGCCCUAAAUAAAAGUUUAAUAAAAGUUAAGUAAAACUUUAAAAUACCAUGAACUUGAAUAGGAUUUUGUUUAGCAUUACCACUUAUUAUUUAAAAAGACAACCUUUUGGGGCAUUACAGUUUACUGAAAUAGCCUACCAAAGUCCACAAAGCUGGCAGUUACCCAGGGAGCAACAAUCUAAUUUCACCUCAGUGCAUCAAUAAAUGCAUCAAAACACAAGCUCAUCGGGUUGCGAGGAACAUCAAAUAUUUGCUAAACUGAUUUACAGAGAUCACCGUACUUAGUAGAUUUUUCUGGUGUCAGUACUUCACUAUUUAUUUUUCUGACAACUUUUUACUUUCACUCCUUACAUUUUUUACACAAAUAUAUGUACUGUAUACUUUUGACCUGACACCAGCCUGUUAGAUCUGACCUGAGACCAGCCUGUUAGACCAGCCUGUUAGAUCUGACCUGAGACCAGCCUGUUAGAUCUGACCUGAGACCAGCCUGUUAGAUCUGACCUGACACCAGCCUGUUAGAUCUGACCUGAGACCAGCCUGUUAGACCAGCCUGUUAGAUCUGACCUGAGACCAGCCUGUUAGAUCUGACCUGACACCAGCCUGUUAGAUCUGACCUGAGACCAGCCUGUUAGAUCUGACCUGAGGCCAGCCUGUUAGACCAGCCUGUUAGUUCUGCAGUAGGCAGAGA